Molecule: messenger RNA, 288 nt
Organism: Cricetulus griseus (Chinese hamster)
Lineage: Eukaryota; Metazoa; Chordata; Mammalia; Rodentia; Cricetidae
Source: RefSeq, a predicted model, not a curated record
AUGAGGACACUCACUCUUCUUGUUGCCCUUCUUCUGCUGGCCUUUGAGACCCGGGCAGAACCUUUUGAAGGAAGUGCUGAGGAGCUUCUAGACCAGGACCUUCUGGGAGAGGAUGACCAGGAUAUGUCCAUAUCCUUUGGAGGGGAUGAGCGCACUGCUCUUCAAUAUGCAGAUGUGAGGUCACGUGUGACCUGCUAUUGCAGGAGAGGCGGCUGUGGUUCUAGAGAAAGCCACAUUGGGUACUGCAGGUACCGUAACAUCAUCUACCGACUCUGCUGCCGCCGAUGA